AUGGGGGCCCAAGGGGUGUGCUUGGAGGUGCGGCGGCACAGGGUGUGGAGGAGGUACCUGGCGGGGGCCCAAGGGGUGUGUUUGGGGGAUGCGAGGCCUCCCACUCCAUCUCCUGCCCCAAAUUCGAACCAGCAAACCCCCUGGAUGCAGGAUGGUGGUGCAUGUGGUGGGGCAAAUGCGGCCGCUGCUGCUGCUGCUGCUGCUGCUGCUGCUGGUGAUGGCGCUGGUGUUGUGGGACGGAAUGAUGGGGAUUGUGGGAAGAACCAGGAAAGAGUGGAUGGGCGAAGGCAGGAGGAGGAGCAGGGGAGCGGGAAGAGGAAGGGGGAGCACCCGAGUGUGCAGCAGCUGCUGCAGCAGCGAGGUAGGGGCAACCAGAUGCAUGUGCAUGGGCGGGCGGGUUGGGGGGGCGGGAGGAAGAAGAGGGACGGGAAGGCUCUGAGGGAUAAAGAGGAUAGGAAGGGUCAUAGGGUUCAGGAGGAUAGGAAGGGUGAUAGGGUUCAGGAGGAUAGGAAUGCCCCCCCCUUGCUCCUCCUCCCCCUCCCCUUUCUUCCAUGCCUGCACUUGACACAUCUCUUCCUUCUCUUCCAUAUCUUCCUCCUCUUCCGCCCUCCCCACCUCCUGUUUGCCACUCAAAGUCACGACCUGCACUAG
This is a messenger RNA of Closterium sp. Naga37s-1, 651 nucleotides long. Lineage: Eukaryota; Viridiplantae; Streptophyta; Zygnematophyceae; Desmidiales; Closteriaceae. The record is from the annotation of a GenBank genome assembly.